AUGUGGAGACGCCUGGGACUUACCCUGGCUCUCUGUCUCCUCCCUUGGGGUGGAACAGAGAGCCAGGAACAAAGUUCCUUUUGUAAGCGACCCCCAGCUUGGAGCAUACGGGGAGAAGAUCCAAUGCUGAACUCGAAUGGUUCAGUGACCGUGGUUGCUCUCCUUCAAGCCAGCUGACACCUGUGCAUUCUGCAGGCAUCUAGAUUGGAAGACCUGCGAAUAAAACUGGACAAAGAAGGCUAUUUUAAUAUCUCCUAUGUCAUUGUUAAUCAUCAAGGACCUGCUUCUCAAUUAAAGUACAUGCAUCUUAAAGAUAAGGUUUCAGAGCAUAUUCCUGUUUAUCAACAAGAAGAAAAUCAAACAGAUGUCUGGACUCUCUUAAAUGGAAACAAAGAUGACUUUCUUGUAUAUGACAGAUGUGGUCGUCUUGUAUAUCAUCUUGGUUUGCCUUACUCCUUCCUAACUUUUCCAUAUGUGGAAGCCGCCAUUAAGAUUGCUUAUUGUGAAAAGAAAUGUGGAAACUGCUCUUUCCUGAUUCCUGAAGAUGAAAUCUGUAAAAACAAAUCUUUGGCAAAUGUGGAAGAAUCGGAGGACCCUAAACCACAGUACGAUCAUCAUCACCAUCAUAAGCACAAGGACCACCAAACAGAGGGUCACCCUGAGAAUAGAGAUAUGCCAGGAAAUGAAGGUUUACAACACACCCUUUCACAAAGGCAGGCCUGACGAAAGGGUUGUAUAAAUAAAUUACUCUGAAAGUUAUACAAAGAUUCAGAGUUGGCUCCUAACAGCUGAUGCUGACAUUGUCGACACCUGAUAUUUGCAAACACAGGGUCUGCCGUCACCUGACAGUGUAAAGAAAACCUCCCAUCUUUAUGUAGCUGACAGGGACUUCUGGCGGAGGAGAAUGUCAUUGAAUCUUGACAGUGACGUUUGCCUCUACCUGCCUGA
Chrysochloris asiatica (Cape golden mole) is the source of this 948-nucleotide messenger RNA. RefSeq names its product selenoprotein P, plasma, 1 (gene SELENOP). The transcript has 5 exons. Gene Ontology annotation, cellular component: extracellular region. The record is from RefSeq and is a predicted model, not a curated record. NCBI's taxonomy places the organism in Eukaryota, Metazoa, Chordata, Mammalia, Afrosoricida, Chrysochloridae. Gene Ontology annotation, molecular function: selenium binding. Gene Ontology annotation, biological process: selenium compound metabolic process.